GCGCUGCUGACGCCGGAACUCCCGACAACCCUUUGGACCUCACCGCCGGAAACCGAUGCCACGGAGAUCCCGUGCGGACCGCAGCCCUCGGGUAGAGCGUCGGGCCUAUCUGGCCCUCGGAGGCCUCGCCUCACUGGUGUGCGGGCGUCCUGAUGUCACGGCCGCUUCGCCUCCGCGGAGUAGCAGCGCCCACCUGCUGGCUGCGGUUCCAGGUUCUGGAGGGAGGGGAGAGCCUUGGAAGAACCCAAGAGGGCGACAGAUGGCUUCUCUCCAGACCAUGAGGAAUACGGUGGCACCAUUCUAUGUAUAAGAAAACAUAUCGUUGCAUGGCUUCCACAGCUACUGACUUAUCCAAACUGCACACUAACUGCCUAAAUUUUGUGUCUGCUUUGUCAUCAAACUAACCUUUUACUAAUUACUUAAAAAUCACACGACUUGCAGCUAAGUCAAAAGAACAAGCUUUUAUAAAAAGUCAUUUGAGAGCAUUUCUAAAUAUUUGUAACUGCAGCUGAAGAGAAUUUUACUCCAACAAAGCUAAUUGAAGAACUUAGACAAGUUUGUGUAUUAUUACUUCUAUCCAGAAGUUGAAGACCCUGCCUUUGAUUUUUAAGAACUGUGUGUAUUUAAUGAGAAUGACCUUUCGAUUUAAUUUCACAAUAGAAGAUCAUCUGGCAAAUAAAUUAGCACCCAUUGAAGAUGGAGGUUUGGCCCUGGAUUCCUCAAAAGAGUCUUCAGUCUCAGAAGGUGAAGAAGGUAAACAGAGGGACAGAAAAUGUUCUACUGUGCAUUCUGACUUGCCUCCAAAUCACUUGUGGAAACCUGACUCUGUGAGUAGUGCAGCUUUCUCUCAAGACACAGACAGCUCAUUCAAGGGAGUUAACAGUUCAAGUAACUUGGAACCACAUGAAAAACAGCCCUGCUUGAGAGUUGCCAAAGAACAUUCUAGGCCUAAUGAUAUCAAGAAGGUUUUAGAAAAUAAAGUGUUGGAAACAUUACCAGGCCUCCAGGAUGUGAAUGUACUCAUAGUGAAAACCAUCUUGUUGAAAGAGAACUUCUCUGGGGAAAACAUUGUUUCCAAAAGCUUUUCUUCACACUCUGAUCUUAUUACAGGUGUGUAUGAAGGUGGUUUAAAGGUCUGGGAAUGUACCUUUGACCUCUUGACUUACUUCACAAAGGCCAAAGUAAAAUUUGCUGGGAAAAAAGUAUUGGAUCUUGGCUGUGGAUCUGGGUUGCUGGGUAUAAUUGCAUCUAAGGGAGGGGCCAGAGAAAUCCAUUUUCAAGAUUAUAAUAGCUUGGUGAUUGACGAAGUAACUUUACCUAACGUCAUUGCUAAUUCCACUUUGGAAAAUGAAGAAAAUGACCUAAAAGAACCAGAAGUAAAAAGAGGCAGGAAAUCAAAAGUUGCACAGAAGUUGCAUCAGUGUCGGUUCUUCUCUGGCGAGUGGUCUGAAUUUUGUAAGCUUGUACUUGGCAGUGAAAAGCUCUUUGAAAAAUACGAUCUUAUUCUUACUUCUGAAACCAUUUACAAUCCAGAUUAUUAUGAUUCUUUACACCAAACGUUGUUUAGAUUGUUAGAUAAGCAUGGACAAGUGCUUUUGGCCAGCAAAGCACAUUAUUUCGGUGUAGGUGGAGGUAUUCAUCUCUUUCAGAAGUUUGUAGAAGAAAGGAAUGUAUUUGAGAUUAGAAUACUUGAAAUAAUUGAUGAAGGACUAAAGAGAGUGCUACUUGAGAUGACUUUUAAAUGCCCAAGUUAAUGCCUACUGAGUGUCCUAAAUGGAGUAAAGAGACUGACCAAAAA
This is a messenger RNA of Erinaceus europaeus (western European hedgehog), 1798 nucleotides long. RefSeq names its product methyltransferase 18, RPL3 N3(tau)-histidine (gene METTL18). Lineage: Eukaryota; Metazoa; Chordata; Mammalia; Eulipotyphla; Erinaceidae. The record is from RefSeq and is a predicted model, not a curated record. The transcript is spliced from 3 exons. Gene Ontology annotation, biological process: peptidyl-histidine methylation, to form tele-methylhistidine. Bases 627 to 1754 code for a protein of 375 amino acids. Gene Ontology annotation, molecular function: protein-L-histidine N-tele-methyltransferase activity.